Messenger RNA from Chionomys nivalis (European snow vole), 5090 nucleotides. RefSeq names its product zinc finger protein 35 (gene Znf35). The transcript is spliced from 4 exons. NCBI's taxonomy places the organism in Eukaryota, Metazoa, Chordata, Mammalia, Rodentia, Cricetidae. Bases 252 to 1838 code for a protein of 528 amino acids. The record is from RefSeq and is a predicted model, not a curated record.
UUCUCCCAGUUAAUGCCGAGAGGCUCUGUAGUCUCAGUCCCGAAAUUGGCGCUGGCGGGCCGGGCCUCCGUGGUGAGCGGGUGUCGCCGGGCGGGAGAGGAGCAGGAUCGCCCUGCACCGACCCAUCCUACUUGCGGAGCCACGAGGGAACAAUACUCCUGUGGGCACUGGGAAGAGACUCAGAAGCUCUGGCGACUUGGAGAUUAAAUGGUGCAUGACCAGUGCUGGGCAUCCCCCGCUGAACAGAGAGGAUGACUGCCGAAUUGAAGAGGACCAUGGCCCGAGCCUCCUGGGGCCCAGUGAAGGUGGAAAAGGACAGGGACGAUGGUGAAAGUGUGAGCGCAUCCAGUCGACAAGUGUACACUGAGAACGUCAAGGUCUGGGCCCCAGGGGAAGGUCCUUUUUUAAGCAUUGAUGUAUCUGAAGAGGAGGGAAAGGGUCAGAAAAUGUUCUGGGACAUGGCACUGGUCCUAAAAGCAACACAGGAGGCUGCUGCUGCCGCUUCUGCUGCUGCACCCCUUGGGGGCUACUCAUUACCAGGGACUCUGGCCAAGAGUGAGAUCCUGGAGCCUCAUGGGAUCCCAACCCCGCUAGGUACUGAAGCCAAGAACCUACAGCUAUUGGUUCCUAAAACAGAGAUUUGUGGUGAAGCAGAAGAGCCCCCUGUGGUUUUAGGAACAAUCCAGAAAGGUGACCUUCAAGGACCUGAGCUAGGAGAAUCUUAUGAAAAGGGAAAUGUGUUAAAAAGACAGAAAAUAAAGAGGGAAAAACAAGAUAUAAGAAAAGUGACAAUGAAAGACUCUCCAUUGUCUGAGAGCUUCCGAGAGGACGAAGACCAGAAAUCUAAGUCCAGGAGGAAAUACUGCCUUAGCUCUGACCCAGCCAAAAGUCAGAAAAUACAGCCCGGGCUGAAGCCUUUUACAUGUAGUGAGUGUGGGAAAGGCUUUAGUCAGAGUGCAAAUCUUGUUGUGCACCAGCGAAUCCACACUGGGGAGAAACCCUUUGAGUGCCACGAGUGUGGGAAGGCCUUCAUCCAGAGUGCAAACCUUGUUGUGCACCAGAGGAUCCACACUGGGCAGAAACCUUAUGUUUGUGCAAAAUGUGGGAAGGCUUUCACUCAGAGUUCAAAUCUGACCGUACAUCAGAAAAUCCACUCCUUAGAAAAAACUUUUAAGUGUGGUGAAUGUGAGAAAGCCUUCAGUUACAGCUCGCAGCUUGCUCGGCACCAGAAGGUCCAUAUAACCGAGAAAUGCUACGAAUGUGACAAAUGUGGGAAGACAUUCACUAGAAGCUCCAACCUGAUUGUCCAUCAGAGGAUCCAUACCGGGGAGAAGCCUUUCGCCUGUAACGAGUGUGGCAAAGCUUUCACCCAGAGUGCAAACCUUAUUGUGCAUCAGCGAAGCCAUACUGGGGAGAAGCCAUAUGAGUGUAAAGACUGUGGGAAAGCCUUUAGUUGUUUCUCUCACCUCAUUGUCCAUCAGAGAAUCCACACUGCAGAGAAACCGUACGACUGCAGUGAAUGUGGAAAGGCCUUCAGUCAACUCUCUUGCCUUAUUGUCCACCAGAGAAUUCACAGUGGAGAUCUCCCUUAUGUGUGUAACGAGUGUGGGAAGGCCUUCACUUGUAGCUCAUACCUGCUCAUUCAUCAGAGAAUCCACAAUGGGGAGAAACCUUAUACAUGUAACGAAUGUGGGAAGGCCUUCAGACAGAGGUCGAGCCUCACUGUCCACCAGCGAACCCACACGGGGGAGAAGCCCUAUGAAUGCGCCAAGUGUGGCGCAGCUUUCAUUUCUAACUCACACCUCAUGCGACACCACAGAACCCAUCUUGUUGAGUAGCGAGGAAGAGGAUGUUUCUCUGCUGUUGGUCAUAGCCUACUGCUCCCAAUAGUAGGCACCUCUGUUCAGCUUUAUUCUUCCUUUAUUAAAACAGCCUAUACCCUUUAAAGUUAUUUUUCUGGAAGGGAAAGUAAACACAAGCAUUUCAGAGACUAAUUUAAAGAAAAUAAAACUUAAACAUCUAAGAGCCAAGGACUUCGUUUUAACCGUACCCUAAGCAGUCAUGCUUCCUGAAAUGGAAUGUGGGUCUGUUUUUUUUCUCUGCCUGUACUCACUGGUCCCAAUCCUGCUAAGCUGAGGUUAGAUGAAAUCAAGCAUUGUGGGUGGUAUGGGAACAGACGGGUGUGGCUUUUAUAGAAAUGGGUCCUGAUGAGCAUAUAUAGAAUGAGAUUGUUCAGGGAAAGGUUGUUGCUCAGUACUCCUUUUUUGUUGUUGUUUUUUUUGUUUUUCGAGACAGGGUUUCUCUAUGGUUUUGGAGCCUGUCCUGGAAUUAGCUCUGUAGACCAGGCUGGUCUCGAACUCACAGAGAUCCGCCUGCCUCUGCCUCCCGAGGCAUGCGCCACCAUCGCCCGGCUCAGUACUCCUUUUUUUAAAAUUAUGAAUCAAUUGAGCAAUAAGCAAAUUGUCCUGGCUGAAUUCUGGAGCUUUGAACUUUAUGUCUGUCUAGUAUUGAGUGAAGCAACGAGUCAUCACCUGACAUAGCAUUUGGCAACUCCACUGUAAACAUUUCAUACGCUUUCCCAUUCCUGAAGUCUUAAAAAAAAAAAAAAAGAAAGAAAAAGAAAAGAAACCAAACACAAGCCCUUAACAACUUGUUCCUUUGAAGUGACAGGAAGUAGAAAACAGCCUUUUUCCUUACUGUCUGUACCUCCCAGACCUAACAUUACAAAGCUCUGGGACCUCUGACAUGUCUGUCCUAAAUGGCCAGGUGGUCAGGGGCUGAUGGAGACAGCUAAUUCCAGCUACUUUGAUUUACUAAGAUUGAGGACCGUCCCUAAACGGCUCUACUCCCCAAAUUCCUAUAAUAUUCAUUUGGGUGAGGUGCUGCUAACAUUCCCCAGUAAGGAGUCAGUACUGCUUGUUGAGAGACAUGCCCAGGUUGUCUCUGUCUCCUCCCCAGGUUGAGCAAGUUUCAGUGGGUUUCAUUCUCAUAUUCUGGAUGGUAUUUAGAAAAAGUAGAAAAUACCAGUUUUGAGAACUACAAAACAGAGGAGGCACAGUGGGAUUCCUAUGAUUUUAAUUUAAUCUUUGAGGAUUUUUUUAUUUUAUUUUAAAGUGAAGACACAGAUGAAGAAACUGGCUGGAACUAGAGCUCAUGGAUGGAGUACUUGCCUAGCAUGUAUGCAGACCUUGGUUGUGAUCCACAGCACUGAAAAAGUGCUCUCCUGAAAUGAGAUGACAGCUGGUAUUUGUACUAUUCAAACAUUUUUUUUUUUUUUUUGGUUUUUUGAGACAGGGUUUCUUCUCUGUAGCUUUGGUGCCUGCCUGGAACUCACAGAGAUCUGUUUGCCUCUGCCUCUUGAGUACUGGGAUUAAAGGUGUGCACCACCACCGCCUUGCAACUAUUAAGACCCUUAAUGCCUUGACUUCAUAACAUGUACUAAUGUUCAUUUGUUAUGCAUGAUUGUGUUGUGGCUGUAGAAAUCCCUAUGUUGAGAAAAGAUACAGAGAUAAUUCUAAUACAUACUUACCUAAACUAAAAGUAAAGUCAAGGGAUUAUGAUAAUCUAGGUUACUUUCAAAUUUUCUAUUGUCAGGACCUCAGAAUUUUUUUAUACUCUGGAAGAAAUUAAAAUGUACAGUCAAAAUUAUAAGAUUGUAGUCAGAUAAAGCCUGUGCGCCAAAAUGGAUGUAAUUAGAGGUGACAGAUGACAAGUGCUCAAUAAAAUGACAUUUCAUCGGCUGCACUAGAUGCCCUUCAGGGCCUUUAAAUCACAUAGGCAGAUUCUGUGACCUAAUUUACUUUAUCAAGUUUUACAUAACAUUUUUAUGUUUGUAGUGUGACUUUAUAUUUCAGCUUGUAUUUUAACUCCAAAUCUGAGUUUUUUAGAAACUCCAGGGUCAGGAUCUUUCUUUGAUCCUGACCAAAUCACAUGAGGUAGUGAAUUCCUAUCUAUCUGUUCACUGUCCAGCUAAUAACAACUCUUCCCAGUUCAGUUACUGCCCUCAAGUCAUAAUCUGUUUUCCUUAGUGUUUAGUAGGGCAGAAGGGCCGCCCUUGUCAAAGCUGGCAUGAGUAUUCCUGUUGCAUUGGGUCAUGGCCCUCUCCCUUGGCUAGUUCUGGGGAAAGUGGUUGAAAACGCCAAGAUCAGCACUCGGGAGGCAGAGGCAGGCGGAUUCCUGUGAGUUCAAGGCCAGCCUGGUCUCCAAGACCUAGUUCCAGGAUAGAAUCCAAAGCUACAAAGAAACCCUGUCUCAAAACAACAAAAAACCUGCCAAGAUCCCAUUUCCACAGUUGUUGGGAUAGGAAAGAACUUUCUGCCAGGCCUGGCGAUUAGCUUAGCUUUAAGAGUAAAGCCAGGUGGAGGCUGCAGAGAGAGAUGGCUUAGUUGGUAAAGUGCUGUCUGCAAGCCUGGGGACCUUAGAUUCAAUUACAAGUGGGGCUGGAGUCAGGUGGUGCUGGGGCAUACCUUUAAUCUCUCUGAGUUCGAGGCCAGCAUGGUCUACAGGGUGAGUUCCAGGACAGCCAGGGCUACACAGAGAACCCUGUCUCGGGGGAGGAAAAAACCAUGGAGCUAGAGAAACAACUCACUUUAUGCUGUUGUGCAGGACCUAGGUUUAGCUCCCAGCACCUACAUUUGGCUCAGUCACCUUUAUCUCCAGCUUCAGAAAAGAAACUUAAGAAAUGUAAAAGAAAAUGUUUUGAGGUCCAAAAACAAAAUCAGUUUUGGGUUGGUAAUACAAGUUAGGAGAGAAAGUGAAUUAGGUACAAAACUUUAGACUCCCCAAGAUAGGGUAAGUUAAUACCUUUCCUGUCUAUGUAGACAGUACCUGAUAACUGUUUUCAUUGUAUACAGCUUUAUUGUGUUAAGAGUUAAAAACCUUUCCUUUUUCUUUGGACAAAGAGGGAAAUGUUUUGGAACACUUUGAAGACAUGUCACUCGGAUUGGUUUAAUAAAAAGCUGAAUGGCCGAUAGCUAGGCAGGAUUUUCGGGGCAGAGAGGAUGCUGGGAAGAAGGGUGGAGUCGUGAGAAGACAGAGGAAGCAUGACAUUGAGAUGAGGUAACAAGCCGUGAGCCAUGUGGCAGCACAUA